Arthroderma uncinatum is the source of this 1230-nucleotide messenger RNA. Its product is annotated as trans-acting enoyl reductase. NCBI's taxonomy places the organism in Eukaryota, Fungi, Ascomycota, Eurotiomycetes, Onygenales, Arthrodermataceae. Gene Ontology annotation, cellular component: lipid droplet; mitochondrion; plasma membrane. The record is from RefSeq and is a predicted model, not a curated record. The transcript has 5 exons. Gene Ontology annotation, biological process: glycolipid biosynthetic process. Bases 1 to 1230 code for a protein of 409 amino acids.
AUGUCUUCCACCCGGGACCUCGAGAUCGUGCUGUUGGGCGCGACUGGAUAUACUGGCAGGCUUUGCGCUGAGCACAUUGUCAAAAGUCUCCCUACCAACCUUGCAUGGGGGAUUGCAGGUCGAUCACUGGGGAAGUUGGAGGCGUUGGCUACGAAGCUGCAGGAACACGAUAAGGAUCGCAAGGCUCCAGAACAACUUGUACUCCAGUUUAACGAAAAAGAACUGACUGCUCUGGCCUGCAAGACGAAAGUCCUGAUCAAUUGCGUCGGCCCAUACCGCAAAUAUUCUACGCCUGUGGUGAAGGCCUGUGCUGAAAAUGGUACCCAUUAUGUUGACGUGACGGGUGAGGCCCCGUGGGUCAAGGACAUGGUCAAUAAAUUCCAUGAAACCGCAAAAUCCACUGGCGCAAUUUUGAUAUCAGCGAAUGGGAUUGAAAGUGCUCCCGCCGACUUGUUGACCUACGUUAUGGCCAAAUCCAUCAAGGACCAAUUUGAUGUUGUUACUGACGAGACAACGAUGUCUCUUUAUCACAUAAAAGGAAAAUUCAGCGGCGGUACUCUUUCGACAAUUCUUGACUUCUUUAACAACCUUGAGUCAAGUUCAAGCGAUCCCUACUGCAUCUCACUCUCCAAGCCCGCUCAGCCAAGGUCUGUCUCUAUUUUCCGCCGAAUCUUUGGCGUACAUUAUGUCCCAGACAUCGGAGUCGGCACUACCUGCGUCUGCGAGCCGUGUGACACUUCAAUUGUCCACCGUACCAGUUCUAUGAUGCCCCAGCUCUUUAGCCCCAACUUUCGGUUCUGGGAGAGCAUGAAAACCCGCAACAUAUUCACCGGUAUUGCUGUGCACUUCACUCUUAUCUCAGUCGCCAUUGUCUUGUUGUUCUCACCUGUGCGAUGGCUGCUACCGAGAUACAUUUAUGCUCCUGGAGAAGGAGCACCAGAGGAAAGCAAAGCCGGGUUCUCAAUUGAAUACAGAGGUGUUGCAACUGCCAAACAGGACAAGCCUGGGAAAAAGGAUAUCAGAGUACUCGGUUCAUUCCGUUAUGACGGGUGCCCGUAUACGUUGACGGGGAUUUUCCUGGCUGAGGCCGCCAUGGUUUUGGCGAGGAGCAACCGGGUGGGGCAGGAGAUUAAGGCGGGCUACCUAACGCCUGCUUCUUUGGAAGACGAGUACAUUGAAAAGCUAGAAAAUGCCGGCGCACACUUCAAGACUACGGUAUUGGAACAAUGA